AUGUCCUCCGCGCCGAUUCCCAACCCAGACCUUGCGGAAGAAAUCGAUGCUAUCAGCGCAAUCUACGAUCCUUCUACCCUCGUGAUAUGCCCAGAUUCCACCUCAAACUCGCCGGUGCUCGAAGAAGCCACUACGACAACAGUGACCCUCCGCGUCCCCGAACACACUCAAAUAGCAUUCCUUCUCCGCUUCGACGACAAGUAUCCCGAGACCGCGCCGCAAGUUACUGGGACAGCAUCGACGGGAUCGCGCGGCGAGGGGAAGAAAUGGGUGGAUAUGCUGUCUGACGCGGUGGCGCGGGUGUGGACGCCCGGGUCGGUGUGUUUGUAUGAUCUGAUUGUGGAAGCGGGGGAGAUGUUUGACGAAGCAAAAGCUGCGGAACAAGAAGCGGAGAAAGAUGAGGGGGCCUCUGAUUACACUGAGCAGCUAGCGAAUCUGGAUAUAAACGCAUCGAGCAGUCAGGCUAUUCUCUCAUCAAUGGGUCUUGAUGAACCGCCAUCAUGGAUCAUGUCGGAUCCGUUUUCGGAGAAGAGAUCUGUCUUUAUAGCUCGAGCAGCGCACGUUCAGUCCAAGGAGCAAGCUGAGAAGUACCUGGAUUACCUACUCGCGACAGAGAAGAAAGUCGCGGCUGCCACGCAUAACAUUACGGCGUGGCGCAUCCGGCAGAAGAAGGCCGACGGAUCUACCGCUGUUAUGGAGGUCAUCCCUUUCUAUGAAAAAGCGACUCAACCCGGUGUUAUUGUCAUCUGGAAAAAACGACCAAUUGGUACGAUUUCUGAGCAACCUCAAACAAAAACACCGCUGGGAUCCAUACGUACCCAUGCGAUCGUCCGUCUAGGGGGUGCAUCAGCUCCCAACCCUGUUGAUAAGUUGAGUGGAGGAGAGGGAUUUGUAUCGAUUUGGAAGCAAAUGAUGGAAAGCAACGUUUCCGACCAGUCACUCAUUGAUGCGUGUUCAUCAGGCACACUCCACCGUUUCCGGCUGUUUCAGCCCCCGUCGACUGGAAAGUUCUAUGCGCAACAAUGCAAACCUCUGGGAGGAGAGUUCCUAUUGUGUCCAGGAACAAAGGCAGUAUCAGAAUAG
Uncinocarpus reesii 1704 is the source of this 1083-nucleotide messenger RNA. RefSeq lists its product as uncharacterized. Gene Ontology annotation, biological process: regulation of translational initiation. The record is from RefSeq and is a predicted model, not a curated record. Gene Ontology annotation, cellular component: cytoplasm. Gene Ontology annotation, molecular function: protein binding. The transcript has 3 exons. NCBI's taxonomy places the organism in Eukaryota, Fungi, Ascomycota, Eurotiomycetes, Onygenales, Onygenaceae. Bases 1 to 1083 code for a protein of 360 amino acids.